AUGCAAGUUGCUCGGAGCUUGAGCUUGAGGAGAUUCGGAGAUUCGGAGAUUUGGAGAUUUGGAGAUUUGGAGAUUUGGAGAUUUGGAGAUUUGGAGAUUUGGAAAGUUGGAAAGUUGGAAAGUUGGAUGGAAGAGGAGAGGAGAGAGUCGAAAGAGGAAGGUGGUUGGGACUUGAGAGAUACGGAAAUGCCCGAAGGCAACCGGUUGUUCUUGCGAAUCGUACCAUCCCAGUCUGAGCGAGGUGAACCGACAAGAACUGCUUCCCAGAUUCAACUCGGCAGGGAAGCACCAUUCGGGAUGACAAUGUCGACGAAGCUAUCGGCGUACGGCCUGAACAUUCAACACAACUGCUCCGACGAGAUCAUGUCUGGCACCAGCUUCUCCGAUCCCCAAGAGGGCCAAGCACUCGCACGGAUUUAUCGAAUUGGUCAAACACGAAGUAGUCGGGCCCGUAAGCUCGUGGUGGAGAAUACGUUCAUGCAAGUCCGCAUGAAUAAGCGAUUUCAUAACGUUGUGCCGCAUUUGAUUGCACAUAUGGCGUAA
Botrytis deweyae is the source of this 543-nucleotide messenger RNA. RefSeq lists its product as uncharacterized. The coding region runs from base 1 to 543 and encodes 180 amino acids. The transcript has 2 exons. Lineage: Eukaryota; Fungi; Ascomycota; Leotiomycetes; Helotiales; Sclerotiniaceae. The record is from RefSeq and is a predicted model, not a curated record.